AUGUUGAUAUUGAAAUCAUUUAAGAGGCCUAAGGGGGGUGGUCCAUGUCCGUUGAUUCAGAACCCUGUGAAAAAGUGGUUAAAGUAUUUAUCAAUUUUUCACAUAAUUCUGUUGGUUAUGACGUGUGUCUCCAUUAGUUUUCCCUUUAUUCAUGAUUUGCACUGCUCAAUUCUGUUCAACUCACUCGCCAAUCUCAUUGCUUCCGCCAUCUGCUCCACACUCAUGGCAUCCUACUACAUCUUCGUUUCCAACAAGGAUCUAGGUACGGAGAAUGAGUGGGCGAUAACAGCAAUAAUUACCAUAACAGUAGUUAUUAUCGACAUUAGUAUCUCAGGUUGGGGAAUAUAUACGUUUACGAAUUCAUCAUUUAAGAUAUAUAAGGCGUUACAUGAUGAGUUUCAAGUGGAGCCAGACUGUUUACAGACAAAGGCCAGAGUUUUUUAUAUCUCAGGAUUCAUCGUUAUCUGUUUACAUAUUUUUGUUGCCGGAGCCUGCGUAAUAGCAUCGGCGUUGCUGGGAAAAGGAAUAAAGAAACAGUUGAUAGAAUUAAGAUUACUUUCAUAAUGUUUUAUCAUCCA
Molecule: messenger RNA, 578 nt
Organism: Theileria parva strain Muguga
Lineage: Eukaryota; Apicomplexa; Aconoidasida; Piroplasmida; Theileriidae
Product: putative integral membrane protein
Exons: 4
Coding region: 1-564 (187 amino acids)
Source: RefSeq, a predicted model, not a curated record